Carassius auratus (goldfish) is the source of this 3960-nucleotide messenger RNA. RefSeq names its product transmembrane protein FAM155A-like. The transcript is spliced from 3 exons. Lineage: Eukaryota; Metazoa; Chordata; Actinopteri; Cypriniformes; Cyprinidae. Gene Ontology annotation, cellular component: plasma membrane. Gene Ontology annotation, molecular function: stretch-activated, monoatomic cation-selective, calcium channel activity. The record is from RefSeq and is a predicted model, not a curated record. Gene Ontology annotation, biological process: calcium ion import across plasma membrane. The coding region runs from base 1034 to 2122 and encodes 362 amino acids.
UCUCUCUCUCACACACACACACACACACACACACCUCACGUUUCCUCGCUCGCUUUCCAACGUGCUGCUUUGACGCCCAGAUGUCUCUCCUGUGCCGGCUCCUUACACACAGUUGCAUAUUAAUAAACUUAAGCCUGAACUGGAUGAACGAGACAUACAUGUCGUUUCAUCUCUGUCACACGCUGAUUCUCCUUUACGCAACAUGUUGUGACACAUACAUCCUUUUCCUCCAGCCUUUGAGCAUUGAAAGGACAUUACGCACCGCCAAACCGAUGCUGUUUAGGGCCACCGUGUCUUUACACGUCCACACUGCGUCGUUUAUUUUUGAUCGGAGCUUGCAAUGAACGGUUCGCUGUGGACGGGAACGUGACGGGAUGUUGAAGACAAGUGGACUAUGAAUGUGAACAACAAGAAAGCCAAAGGGGGUGAACGGCUUUGAAAUCUAAAUGCGUACUGGGAAAUGUCCAUUUAUUAUGAUGAGUGGUCUCUAAUACUGACACGUCAAGUGAGUGUGUGUGUGUGUGAGUGUGUGAGAGAGAGAGAGAGAGAGAGUGGCGGGCGCGCGCGCGCGUGUAACCAUCGCCUGUAGUCUGUAGAUCUGUGUUACUGCGCCAGGAUGGAGAUGACGCAAAUGACCCAGCUCCCCAAAAAGUGUUUCAAGACGAACAUGGCGGCAACUUAACACAGGACCCAAGAUGAUGAUGAUGAUGAACAGCAGAGAAGAUCGAAGGCAAUCCUCCCAGAAAGGGAAAGAGCAGCUCGUUCAGCGUCUCUCCUUCCCUUGAGGAGAUACGGGGACACAGGCAGGAGCUUCGGGAACAGAGGAGGCAUGUUGUCACAUAGAAAGCGCUUUUUCUCCGGCGAGCCAUGCGGAAUAACGGAGAUAUGACCGCGCGCGGCUUCAUCUAGCCCAGAGAGUCGGAUACAGUUGCCGGGAGCGCUGUUGAACGGGAAGAAAACAUUUCAAAUCAAUGCAUUUUGUGGCAGAAGAGCCGUCGCGGUGGAGUCGGCCAGUGCUGCUCUCUCCUGAAAUAUGACCAGGGGUGCUUGGACGUGUCGGCAGCAAGAUGACGGUUUAAAAAUCUGCUUCGCACCCCGAGAGGACGAAAAGCCAUUAUUCACCGAUUCGGAAAGGGCCCAGAGAUGGCGACUGUCCUUAGCCUCUCUUUUGUUUAUCACCGUUUUGCUCUCUGAUCAUCUGUGGUUCUGCGCCGAGGCGAAACUGACGAGGACGCGAGACAAACGGCUGGAGCACACGAACCAUAUACUUUCAUCCAGCCAUCAGAGAGAGCAGAGUCUUAUUUUUAUAGGCAAUUCUACCAAAUCUCUGUGGAGACUUGAAACUUGUCAUCCUGACAGCCUCUCCAAAAACUGCUUGACUUUUGACGAGGCGGAAGCCGUGUGCUCGGGCCUCUCCGAGUGGAACCUGAGCGAUUUUUAUCUUUCCUUUUGUAACUCCUACUCGCUUUUGGAUUUGUUUUACGGGUUUACGAGUCCGGACAAUUUGACCUGUAGCCUGGACAUGGCUGAUGCGUCGGGAUGCAGCCAGUGCGUCCAGGCUUACCAACGCUACGACCGACGAGCUCAGGAGAAAUACCGAGAGUUUGAGCUUUUGGUUCAGAAAUAUGAAACGGAUGUAUAUUCGGUGCGGACGUGUAUGGAAGAGUGCACGACUGUCUACAAACACUGGCUCUGUGCCCAGUUCUUCCACACCACACAGAUGCACUGCAGCAACAGGAUCCCCUGCAGGAAGUACUGCCUGGAGGUCCAGCAGAGGUGUCCCUUCAUAUUGCCUGACAAUGAUGAGCUCAUCUACGGAGGAAGCCCCAGUUUUAUAUGCACAGGGCUCCAAGAGGACAACCCCUCAGAUGCAGACACAGAGUGCUGCGAUGUCCGAUGGGACAGCAGGGCAGACAACCGCUCCAAAGGCACUCUCAAAAGAACUCACCCGUCGUGUCAGCACGGGACAUCCCUGACCUCGUCAGCGGCCUCAAGACUGUGCAACAGCAGACUCAAACUCUGCCUGCUGGUCCUCGUCCUCCUUCAUACUGUUGCCACUCUCACAGCAUCCCACAAUCCCACAGGGUUCAACCUCACCUCCAGCUCCUCCAACGAGGAAUGACGGAAUAGCCGCUAAACACCGGCACGGUUACAGUGAUGUGACGGACCGUGGGUAACUUGCUGGGACCUGUGGGACAGAGACUGUGGAGAUGCAAUCAAAACAAACCAAGCAAAUUGACGAAGCUAAACAAACACUGAACGAAUCCAAUCAAGCAACAAGAACAAGGGACAACACUGUAGCCUUUGUUGAAAGAGGCUUCUAGGGGGCGGAGUUCUCUCGCACCAUGUUUUUUACACUGUGUCUAUGGUUUGAAUUUCUGUUGCACUAGAUGACUACAGGAUCUAAUCAGUCAUGUUUCUUUCUGUUUCAUUUGGGUCUUUGUGCAGGAAGGAUUGGCAAAUACGGAUGAGUUAAAUGUACAAUAUCCAAGAGAAUAUUCAAGACUGAGCGCGUGUGUAUGUGAGCGAAUGGAUGAGUGUGUGUGCAUGUGUGCAUGUGCUUGCAUCCAUAUGUCAACUUAGAUGUCCUUCUCGUUCGUUUCUCUCCGUAAUCACAAACUCUCUGAAUGCUGCUCUAUUCAUUACGAGGAUUUCUAUUGCAGUUUAUCCACUGACAAAUCUGCCUAGACAAAUACCAAGACACCCAACAAAAAGCCCAGGUUCCAACUCAGAUUCUCCCAUUAAGAUCCUGUAACCUUAUUAAGGUAGCCUGAUAUUUCUGUUGUCAGUAUGAUGUCAUUUCCUGUGAGGUCAGGUCAGUAGCUUUGGAGGUCUGGGUACAUCAGUGUCCCUUCUUUGCUUUAGUGCUCGACUGAAACGGUCUUUGUUGGGAUGUUAGACAUUAUCCAGACUUCUGUUUAUUCCCUCAAUUUGCGAAAUGACGUCCACAAAUCUGUUUUUAGCACCAUUAGUGUUUUAUAUAUUAUAUUAAGAUAUUAUAUUCUCUACCCUAUAUUCUGUAAAUGCAUGUUAGAAGCAGAGUUUAGACUAUGCUGCUAAAGUUUUAAAGAAAUAAACUCAAAUGAUCUGAAAGCAAGCUCUCACUCCGAGUACCAUCCAAAUUGCUAUUUGACAGCAUGAACCCAGCCAAUCAGAGCUUACGAGACAAAUUACCCCAAUCCCACAGAGAGGAUCCAUCGUUCUUUAUUACAGUAAAGGGCUUACCCAUCAUUCACACACAUUCAGACACUCCUGCAUGUAGAGAUUCACGUGGCAUGAAUAACUCAGUGAAACCUUAAGAUAGUCACAUCAACAGGAAAUUGAGGAGCUUGAUCAAGACGAAGGCCCAUCUCAGGUGGCUGGGCUGAGGAAUCUGGUUCUUUGUGUGGAGGAAAAGCAAUGUUAAGGGCUGAUAUAUUAUUUGAUGUUUUGUUUUACUCUCUUUUCUACAGGCAUGCUCUAAUGAGGUUGUGUCACGGUGACACAGACACAAAACGAAGCCUUGUGUUUAAUGUGUUACUCCAUCCCAGAAUGAACAUUUUGUCUUUAGACACUUACCUUGUUUUUCCAAACUCGUAAAAGCUCCGUUCGUCUAUAUUUUGGAUGAAAACCGGCAGGCUUGUGACUACCCCAUUGACCGCCAAGUAAAAUACACCGUCAAGGAAAAGUAUGAAAGACAUCAUCAGAAUAGUCUGCCAUCAGUGGUUCAACCGUGACAUUAUGAAGCAACGAGAAUACUUUUUGUACGUAAAAACAAAAAACAAAAAAACAUUUGUCUCCUCCACGUCUCUCCGCAUCACCAUUGCAUGAUUUUGGAGAAUAUCCGCUGAACGCAAACUGUGUAAGCUAUUCUGUGUCCGCUGUAUUCUUGUUGCUUCAUAACCUUACAGUUGAACCACUGAUGGCAGAUGGACUAUUCUGACAAUGUCUUUCAUAUUUUUCUGGACCUUCACAGUGUAA